AUGAGCUCAGCGCUAUCCAUGCCAGUGCCAUUCUCUGAACCCCCUUGGCUCAACGGUCUGCCAUCACCUUACUACAACGAAUCUCACGGGAAAUGGCAGAAAGCAUGCCGAGACUUCAUCUCAGAGCACUUGGCACCACAUGCACUACAAUGGGAGACCGAAGGAAGCGUCCCUGAUCAUGUCUUUGAGACCUUUUCCAAGCACCAUAUGCUCAUUCCCAAUUUGCCCGCACCACUGCCAAUUGCCAUGCUAAAGAGUCUCGGCAUCACUGAGCUCGCAGGGGGUCUCAAGAUUGAAGAUUUCGAUUACAUGCACUUCUCCAUCUACAUCACUGAAAUGCGCAGGAUGGGCAUUGGUGGUCCGGCUUCUUCCUUGUCCACUGGCAUGGCCUACGGUAUGCCUCCUAUCAUCACAUAUGGUAGCGCGGAGCUGCAGAAACGGUUACUUCCGGAUCUGAUCAAGGGGAAGAAGAGGAUCUGCAUCGCCAUCACUGAGCCUGACGCCGGUAGUGACGUGGCCAAUAUCACCACAACUGCUGAGAGGAGUCCUUGCGGAAAGUUCUAUAUCGUGAAUGGAGAGAAGAAGUGGAUAACAAACGGCAUCUGGUCGCACUAUGCUACCAUGGCCGUUCGUACAGGAGGCCCAGGAGCUUCAGGAGUCACCAUGCGCCGAAUGAAAACAAGCGGUGGGACAACAAGCGGCACCACCUUCAUUGAUCUCGAGGAUGUCAAAGUUCCGAUUGAGAAUUUGAUCGGUCAGGAAGGUCAGGGUAUGAAGAUGAUUACUCGGAACUUCAACCACGAGAGACUUGCAAUCUCUAUUGGUGUUGUCUCCUCAGCCAGAGCAGCUCUUUCAGCAGCUUUCGCAUAUGUUCUCAAGCGCGAGGCCUUUGGAAAGCCUCUAAUGGACCAACCAGUCGUCCGCAAUCGCCUAGCCAGGGCUGGCGCAGAACUCGAAUCGAUCUCAGCCUGGACAGAGCAGUUGGUCUACCAGCUGUCCAACCUUGAGGGCCCAGAUAUGCGUCAGAGUCUGGGAGGUCUGGUUGCACUGGCGAAAGCCAAAGCGGGGCUAGUCAUUGAUGAAUGUGCUCGCUGUGCAGUUCUGCUCUUUGGAGGUAAUGGCUAUACCCGUACGGGGCAGGGAGAGCUGGUGGAGAAGAUCUAUAGAGAGGUACCAGCUGCAAGGAUCCCUGGAGGAACUGAAGACGUCAUGUUUGAUUUGGCUAUUCGUCAGCUUGUCAAAGCGUAUCAGUCAAAGACGAAGGCACUGAACGCGGCAAAGCUUUAA
Molecule: messenger RNA, 1287 nt
Organism: Fusarium oxysporum Fo47
Lineage: Eukaryota; Fungi; Ascomycota; Sordariomycetes; Hypocreales; Nectriaceae
Product: acyl-CoA dehydrogenase/oxidase
Exons: 4
Coding region: 1-1287 (428 amino acids)
Molecular function (GO): flavin adenine dinucleotide binding; oxidoreductase activity, acting on the CH-CH group of donors
Source: RefSeq, a predicted model, not a curated record